AUGGCCGCCUCCGCCCACAGCUUCCCAGUACUGGAGCGACUCCUGUCCGCCAACGCCCAGUGGGCGUCCGACGUAGAGCAGGUCGAACCAGGGUUCUUCGAGAGAGGGGCGAAGGGGCAGUCGCCGAAGGUGCUCUGGAUAGGCUGCUCAGACUCGCGCGUGCCAGAGUCGGUCGUGACGGCGGCCAAGCCCGGAGACAUCUUCGUGCACCGCAACAUCGCCAACCAGUUCCACCUUCACGACGACAGCGCGCUGUCCGUGGCGACGUACGCGAUCGCGGCCGUCGGCGUCGAGCACGUCGUUAUCGUCGGACACACCCACUGCGGCGGCGCGGCGGCGACGCAUACGGCGGCACUGAACGACGACCUCGCCGUUCCCCCCCUAGGCUCUGACGCGCCCAUCAACAGGUGGCUCGCGCCGCUCGUCAAGCUCGCAGGAGAAGUGAUAGCGUCGAAACCGACCGCAGAUCCGUUGAAGGAGCUCGUGUACGCGAACGUGAAGGCGCAGGUCGCCAAUCUUGCCCAAAGCGGUCCGGUCGUCGACGCGUGGAAGCAGGGCAAGUCGCUCCACAUCCACGGAUGGGUCUACGACCUAGCGACCGGGAAGCUCGAGGACCUGGGCAUCUCGCAGGGCGGUCCUUGAGGCCUGAGAGGUUUUCUCGUUGAGAUACAGAUGCUAUUCCUAGGGACGGGGUUCGGAGUAUCGUGCGCGAUGUAACGUAGAUUUAGAUGAGUGCAGAGUGAUACGGUAUUCCACUGCGCAGGCGCAAAC
Punctularia strigosozonata HHB-11173 SS5 is the source of this 771-nucleotide messenger RNA. RefSeq names its product carbonic anhydrase. Gene Ontology annotation, biological process: cellular response to carbon dioxide; cellular response to oxidative stress. The transcript has 3 exons. The record is from RefSeq and is a predicted model, not a curated record. Lineage: Eukaryota; Fungi; Basidiomycota; Agaricomycetes; Corticiales; Punctulariaceae. Gene Ontology annotation, molecular function: zinc ion binding; carbonate dehydratase activity. Bases 1 to 642 code for a protein of 213 amino acids.